Molecule: messenger RNA, 3065 nt
Organism: Meleagris gallopavo (turkey)
Lineage: Eukaryota; Metazoa; Chordata; Aves; Galliformes; Phasianidae
Gene: RRN3
Product: RNA polymerase I transcription factor RRN3
Biological process (GO): transcription initiation at RNA polymerase I promoter
Cellular component (GO): nucleus
Molecular function (GO): RNA polymerase I general transcription initiation factor activity; RNA polymerase I core binding
Source: RefSeq, a predicted model, not a curated record
CAGUCCCCGCUUCCGGUGGGGCGAGGGCGCCUUUCUGCCGGGUGUACCGUGUAGUGGCGUGGCGCGGAGGGCCGCCGGGCCGCUAGCAGAGCGCGCCGCCGUCCGCGAAACGAGGUGGAGUGCAGUGCGAGGGCUGGAGGGACUGAGGUGGCUUCGCGCUUCUUCGCGCUUCUUCGCGCUUCUUUGCGCUUCUUCGCGCGUGGGGCCGUGACCAUGCUGGCAGGGGACGAGUUCAUUAGCUCCCCGCCCAAGAAGACAGUGCGGUUCGGGGGUACGCUGACGGACAUCCUGCUGAAGUACCAACGGGGUGAAACCACUGAUUUUGAGCUGUUAAAGCAUCAGCUGUCAGAUCCUGACAUAAAGGAUGCCCAGAUCAUUAACUGGCUGCAUGAAUUUAGAUCUUCUGUCGCAUAUCUGACCAAGGACUUCGAGCAACUGGUCAGCAUUUUGCUGAAACUACCAUGGCUGAGAAGAAGCCGAGAGGUAGUGGAAGAAUAUCUGGGUUUUCUUGGCAAUCUGGUGUCAGCACAAACUGUCCAUCUUAGGCCAUGCCUGAGCAUGAUUGUAUCCCAGUUUGUUCCUCCUCGAAUAACCAUCAGAGAAGAUGAUGUGGACAUUUCAGAUUCUGAUGACGAUGAAGAAAACCUUUCUGAAAAUUUUGAUACAUGUCACAGAGCAUUGCAGACUGUUGCAAAAUAUGUUCCUUCAACACUGCAGUUUCUUAUGCCAAUACUUGUGGAAAAAUUUCCUUUCAUUAAUAAAUCAGAAAGAACUUUGGAAUGUUACGUUCAUAACCUUCUACGAGUUACAGUGUACCUUCCAACAUUGAGGCUUCAAAUUCUGGAACUUAUUGUUGAAAAGCUGUUAAAGUUGGAUGUUAGUACACCCCAGCAAGAUAUUGAAGAUGCUGAAGAAGCUGCUAAUAACUCUGAUAGUGAGGAAAAAUCUACAGAGGAGGGACUUUUUGACAUGGAGGAAGAUGAGGAAAGAAAAGAAAACAAAGUUGUCUCUCCCAGUAGUGAGAGAAUGGCCCAUCCACUUGCAGAGCGACUGGAUAUUUUGAUGACCAUUCUGUUUGCCUAUAUUAAAGACGUUUGCCAUGUGGAUGGCAAGCUUGAUAUCAACAAGACAAAGGAUUUGUAUCGGGAUCUCGUUUCUGUUUUUGACAAGCUCAUUUUACCAACCCAUGCUUCUUGUCAUGUACAGUAUUUCAUAUUUCACAUCUGUAGCUUAAAAUUGGGAUUGGCUGAGGCAUUUUUAGACCAUCUCUGGAAAAAACUGCAAGAUCCGAAUAAUCCUUCGGUGAUCAGGCAAACUGCUGGGAGUUACAUUGGCAGCUUCUUAGCAAGAGCUAAAUUUAUUCCAGUUGUCACAGUAAAAGCGUGCCUGGAUCUGCUGGUUAAUUGGAUGCAUAAAUAUAUUGAUAAUCAGGAUACAGGGGCUAAUGCUUACUGUGAUGUAGCUCUCCAUGGGCCAUUUUAUUCUGCAUGUCAGGCAGCAUUCUAUACACUUAUUUUCCGUCAUAAGCAACUUUUGGAUGGAAACUUAAGAAAAGGUCUGUCAUAUCUGCAGAGUUUAAAUUUUGAGCGCAUUGUCAUGUGUCAGCUAAACCCUCUGAAGAUAUGUAUACCUUCUGUUGUAAACUUGUUUGCUGCCAUUACAAGGAAAUACCAGCUGGUGUUCUGCUACACAAUUAUUGAGAGAAACAAUCGGCAGUUUAUACCAGUUGUUCGGAGUGGCACUGGGGGUGACUUCGUGCAGAUGUGCACUAACCCACUUGACAGUUUCUUCCCCUUUGAUCCCUAUGUGCUCAAAAGAUCAAAGAAGACCAUUGAUCCAUUUUAUCAGUUUUGGGAAGAACUGAGUGCUGAAGAUCUAGAGAAUCUGAAGAAGCCAAUUAAAAGGGGUACUCCUGAAGAUGAAGAUGAUGACUUUUUGAAAGGAGAAACCCCUCAAAAUGAGGGUGUGGUUGAAAUUACUCCAAAUUCUUAUGAGUCAAAUACCCGGAGCCCAGUGAGCAGCACUGGCUCUCCUUCAGACUGUCAUGCGCAAUAUCCACACUGACCUGGAGAACUAGAAGUGGAAGAGAAAAUUGCGUGCUAUUUUUUGCUCGCAAAGAGACUUUAGCUCAAUUUUCUGAACUGGCAAAUGCUUCAUCAUCAGUUUUCUAUGGAUAUAUUAAGAUAAAUUCAUAUGCUGCUAGAAAAGUCUAAAGAAUAAAUAGGGUAAUAUUUUACAAAUUUCACAUUGAAAUGUUUUUUAUGACUUAUGGGGUUUUUUUUAAUAGUUUUUCUUGACCUUUAAAGACUUCUGUUUACUAGUGUUUCUCUGUGAGGUUUUAUAUAUUGGGUGAAAUUCUGAUCUUUCUUAUUAUUGAUUUCUGUGUGACCAGAAAUCCAUUAUCAGUAUUUAAACUGUUCUCUGCUGACCUUUUUAAGUUGGUUUCAAAUAAUGCUGUGAUCUCAUGAUAGGGAAGCCCCUCUGACAGCGAUUCUGCUGCACACAUCUCUGAGCUUGUCCUAUCUGGAGAAUAGUGCUUAGUAAAGGCCUUUGGUAGUGGUGAGUGUAUUCAGAUGGUGAGCGUUAUUGCUGCUUAAACAUGUGGAUGACAUACAGCUUUUCCAGCUAUGAAAGUUCUGAUAUGUGAAGUGGUGAUUGUUGGAAGUGUUGAAAAUGAGUAGCUGAAAGUAUGAUUUGUAGAUAGUUUUAUUUGAGGUGCUUGUGAAGCACUCUGAAAAGGUAUUUAUUUUCAGGAUUUGAAGCUUAUUUGUGAAUGUUGAAAAUAUGAACAAACAAACCCCACGUCCCUCGUAAAAAGGAAUUGAUGCCUCUGCUAUUAUUGUAUUGUUUGUGUGUCAGUGAAGAGUCUCUCUGUAGAUUUUUUUUUUUCACUAUUCUAUUCUCUUUCUCGAUUCUAAACAGUGGAAAAAAUGUUAUUUGUGUAACAUAUAGUUGAAAAUUUAAUGCUUGUGGGACUCAGUUCAUCUGCCCUUUUUUUAGUCUGAGCUUGUAGGCUUUCAAGACAGUGCGUUUAUUCGGAGCCAAUAAAGACUGAUGCAAAGAGU